GAGAGAAGGGGAGAGGUCUUUACCCCUCAGAGACAGAGAAAGAGAGAGACAGAGAGAGAUUGAAUAUAUCUAAACUAGGGACUCUAAAGGUCAGGGGUAAAGAAGGGAGUGCAUUCCAAACAUGGCAUGUGCAAAGGCAUGGAGAUGAACGAGGAGGAUAUUUUGGGUGGGUAUCAGCAGGAAGAUCAGCUUGAUGGAGCUCGAGACUAUAGAAGGGGCAUUAUAUAUUAGAAUUCUAGCAUAUAGGCUACAGCCAAGUUUUCCUUAAGUUCCUAGUAUUGCUAAAUCCUGGAAUUAAAAAAAAAGACAAAAACUAGAACAGAUACUGCCCUCUAGAAGCUUACAUUAUGCAGAUGCUCGGAGAAACUACUGUGAAUAUUUGCAGUCAGACGAUUGUGGGGAGGGUGGCAGGGGAAGGAGCAGAGGGAAGGAAAGGUUGGGUGAUGAAAUGAAACAAGCUUUUGAAAAAUUAGAAAAAUUGACACCUUUUAUUUGGGAUUGGGACCUCAUCAACACCAUGACAUGCUGCAAAUCAAAAUACUAGAGAACAUACUGUCCUAGUAUUGUGCUUACUCAGACAGAGACAUGGUGCCAGGGUGUGGCUGGGCUCACACACAGAAGGCUUUGGUACUAGGGGCAGAGAACAGGUGCCUACUUUGUCCUCUUACGGUCACUUAUGUAUUUCUCUCCUUGCUCUUUCAGAAUUGAAAAAAUUAUGCAUUUCAGGAGAUUCUAGAGAAAGUCAAGGAAUUCUAGGAGUUUAUUAAGCCAAGGCCUUUGGUUCAUUUUCUCUGUCAAAUGAGGUGAGUUAAAUCUGCUAGCUCAGAGCCCCAAAAGAAUUUUGUAGAGAUUCAUUUAAUAAUAUCUAUAGUGUACUUUGGGCAUCCCCCCAGAAUGUGGAAUUGUUAUUCAACCUCCCUGAGGCUUCAGUGAGGGAAAUUGGGGGGUUCUUCAAAGACAGUUAAACCUUUAUUAGAUGAAAGGAAAAGACUAUGGAAUUAAUUAGAAGAAUUUUAAAUAUAAAUCACUUUAGUUAGCAAUACCCAUGUGACCUUUCAAGUCACAAGAUAAAUUCUAAAUAAUUAGAGUUUGAGUAAAGGCCGUUAACUUUACUGAAAAGGAACCGUGUCCGGAGGAGAUAAAGUGAACACAUCCUCAUAGGGCAAGAUCACUCAGAUUUAAGUCACAACUUCUCCCCAUUUGUUUGGAUCGCAUUGUUCUGGAACUUCCUGUCUUCCUCAAAUACUACUCAGUGAAAGGUGAGGUCAGCGGUCACAGCUGAGCUUUGAGAGUCAGUUUUUAAGGGGAAAGAAGUAUUUGGAUGCUCAUCAGUUCAAGUAGAGAAUAUCUAAUACAAAUUUAUUGGCCCAAUUAGCCUAAUGAGAUGAACCUUGAAGAAUUCAUAGUAUACAUAAAUCUGAAGGGGGAAAAAAAUCACACGCAGCUGACAGCUUCAAUUAUUUCCAGUUAGCUUGACAGAUCUAUAAUAAAUAACUUUUCAUCCUUUUGAGAUGGAAGCAUAGUUAAUAAUCACUUUCAUGUACCCCUUUUCUCAAUACUCUUUUUUUCCUAAAGAAACUAAACAGCUCUGGAGCCCUUGGUUAUUAUGUACCUCUAACUACAGGAGGAAAAUGCAUUUCUCAAUUAAGGAAAUAAUUUUAUUUGCAUGUAAAAUGGUGUUUGUGCAGCUUUGUUUAAGAAAAAAAAACCUGUCAUUUGUAUUCUUCCCAAGAAGAGUUCAUUUCCAUAAAACCAGUUUAUGUGACAUAGUUAUCUACAGCAUUAAAUACAUUUUAUAUCAUCAGACUUUUUAACGAUAUAUUUAAAAAAUGUAUUUCUAUUUAGCUUAAACGUGUUGGGAAUCAUCCUAGGGGACUGUGUGAAAAUGUAGUCGUUUAUUUGUAAUUGCCAGAAAAUGGUUUACAAAAUUGUUAGUGGCUUUUAUUGCAUGCGCCCUGCUCCUGGAGCACUUGCUUGUUAAUUAGAGAAAUUUCAACUGUCAUAGUCGGCAAUUAUAGCUUCUGUAUCAUUGUCUGUUAUGAAUAGUCAAUGAGGUCUGAUUAAUAUGCAUGAGCAGCAGUAUAUAGGGUGUGCAUUGGACCACAAUCCAGCAGCCUUACUACAAGCGGUAGAGGGAGUGUUGUGGACUCUGAGGAAAGGAGGGAGGAGGAGGGAAGAGGAGGGAAGCAUUCAGGAGAAAGAGGUAGCAGCUUUCCCAGCCGGCAGUGCAAUGCCAGCGUGAGCUGCUCGCCUGACUCACCUGGGCGUUCCAAAGGAUAUCUUCUCUAUGAGUGCUAAGUAACUGGGGCUGCCUCCGUGGGAGCUGCUGAAGAGAGAAGUGGCUUUCCUCGCCGAUCCGCUAAACAUGGGAUGCAGCUUGUGCAGUCUGCAGAAGCAAGAAGAACAGUACAAAUUACUGUAUGAAGUUUGUCAGGUGAAUGGGAAGGAUUUAUCCAAAGCAACCCAUGAUCAAGCUGUGGAAGCUUUCAAGACAGCCAAAGAACCCAUUGUUGUCCAGGUCUUAAGACGGACCCCUCGAACAAAGAUGUUUACUCCUUCACUAGACUCCCAGCUGGUGGAUAUGGGCACCCAAACUGACAUCACCUUUGAGCAUAUCAUGGCACUGACUAAGAUGGCAUCCCCCACCCCACCGGUAUUGGAUCCAUAUCUCUUGCCUGAAGAGCAUUCAUCUGCUCAUGAAUACUAUGAUCCAAAUGACUACAUGGGAAGCAUCCAUCAGGAGAUGGACAGAGAUGAGUUAGAACUGGAGGAGGUGGAUUUGUACCGAUUGAAUAGCCAAGAUAAACUUGGUCUCACUGUGUGUUACCGGACAGAUGAUGAAGACGACAUUGGGAUUUAUAUAAGUGAGAUUGAUCCCAACAGCAUCGCCGCAAAGGAUGGACGCAUCCGAGAGGGAGACCGGAUCAUCCAGAUUAAUGGUAUAGAAGUACAAAACCGAGAGGAAGCUGUGGCGCUUCUCACCAGUGAAGAGAGCAAGAAUGUCUCAUUGCUAAUAGCAAGACCUGAACUCCAGCUGGAUGAAGGAUGGCUGGAUGACGAUAGAAACGAUUUUCUGGAUGACUUACACAUGGACAUGCUGGAAGAACAGCACCACCAAGCUAUGCAGUUCACAGCCAGCGUGCUUCAGCAGAAAAAGCGUGAGGAAGAUGAAGUCACCACAGACACCGCCACCAUCUUGUCGAACCAGCACGAGAAGGACAGCGGCGUGGGGCGCACAGACGAGAGCACCCGCAACGACGAGAGCUCCCGCAACGACGAAAGCUCCGAGCAAGAGAACAACGCCGAUGACCACACCACGUCUUCCAAUACUCUGGGGAGUCAGAGAAAACUGACAUACAGUCAGGACACCCUUGGCAGCGGAGACGCGCCCUUCAGCAACGAGUCCUUUAUUUCAGCCGACUGCACGGACGCCGACUUCCUUGGGAUUCCGGUGGACGAGUGUGAGCGCUUUCGGGAACUCCUCGAACUCAAGUGCCAGGUAAAGAGUGCCAAUCCCUACAGCCUGUAUUAUCAGAACAGUGCCCUCGAAGUGAGCAAGAGUGACCCCGAGAGCGUGGACAGAGAGCUGGAGAUGCUGAACGAAGAGCUUCGCAACAUCGAGCUGGAAUGUCUGAACAUUGUCCGGGCUCACAAAAUGCAGCAGCUGAAGGAUCAGUAUCGGGAAUCGUGGAUGCUGCACAACAGCGGAUUCCGGAAUUACAACACCAGCAUUGAUGUCCGCCGACACGAGCUCUCGGACAUCACGGAACUCCCCGAGAAAUCUGACAAGGAUAGUUCCAGCGCCUACAAUACUGGGGAGAGCUGUCGCAGCACCCCCCUCACCCUUGAGAUCUCCCCAGAUAACUCCCUGCGGAGAAUCGCAGAGAACAUCGGCUGCCAGGGCAGCGAUGGGGCCAUGAGCGCCUCUGCCGCUUGCAAGGCGUCCCAGAGGAACCUGCUCUCUAUCACGGAGAGUCCAGAGACCAGCAGCCCCAAGUACUCCCCCUCUCCAAAAGAACUUGACCUCAGCAAACAGUUGGAGAACAAAGAGAAGAAGUCCAGUGAUGAAAGCAAGAGCCCAAGCCAGAGCCCGAAGUUAGGGGGCUCUUACCUGUCGCCCUAUCACCACUCCCCCUACAAGCACGCUCACAUCCCCGCCCACGCCCAGCACUACCAGAGCUACAUGCAGCUGAUCCAGCAGAAAUCAGCGGUGGAAUACGCCCAAAGCCAGAUGAGUCUGGUCAGCAUGUGCAAGGACUUGAACGCCUCCAACCAGUCUGAACCCCGCAUGGAGUGGAAGGUGAAGAUAAGGAGCGACGGGACUCGCUACAUUACCAAGCGCCCGGUGCGAGACCGGCUCCUCCGCGAGCGCGCCCUGAAGAUCCGAGAGGAGCGCAGCGGGAUGACAACCGACGACGACGCCAUCAGCGAGAUGAAGAUGGGGCGCUAUUGGAGCAAAGAGGAACGGAAGCAGCACGUGGUGAAAGCUAAGGAGCAGAGGAGAAGACGCGAGUUCAUGAUGCAGAGCAGGCUGGAUUGCCUGAAAGAGCAGCAAGGGGCCGAAGAAAAGAAGGAAAUGAAUAUCAUUGAACUGAGCCACAAAAAGAUGAUGAAGAAGAGAAACAAAAAAAUCUUUGAUAAUUGGAUGACGAUCCAAGAACUCUUAACCCACGGUACAAAGUCCCCUGAUGGCACUAGAGUAUACAAUUCCUUCUUAUCAGUGACUACUGUAUAA
This is a messenger RNA of Sarcophilus harrisii (Tasmanian devil), 4735 nucleotides long. RefSeq names its product PDZ domain containing ring finger 3 (gene PDZRN3). Lineage: Eukaryota; Metazoa; Chordata; Mammalia; Dasyuromorphia; Dasyuridae. Gene Ontology annotation, molecular function: protein binding; zinc ion binding; ubiquitin protein ligase activity. The record is from RefSeq and is a predicted model, not a curated record. Gene Ontology annotation, biological process: protein ubiquitination; neuromuscular junction development. Gene Ontology annotation, cellular component: neuromuscular junction. Bases 2366 to 4735 code for a protein of 789 amino acids. The transcript has 8 exons.